Poecilia latipinna (sailfin molly) is the source of this 1671-nucleotide messenger RNA. Its product is annotated as tyrosine aminotransferase-like. Gene Ontology annotation, biological process: biosynthetic process; L-phenylalanine catabolic process; L-tyrosine catabolic process. Gene Ontology annotation, molecular function: L-tyrosine:2-oxoglutarate transaminase activity; pyridoxal phosphate binding. The transcript has 5 exons. Bases 659 to 1324 code for a protein of 221 amino acids. The record is from RefSeq and is a predicted model, not a curated record. NCBI's taxonomy places the organism in Eukaryota, Metazoa, Chordata, Actinopteri, Cyprinodontiformes, Poeciliidae.
UUGUUUUGUUUAAGUGUUUGGUGUUCUUUUAAAAAUAAAGUGCAUCUAUCUUUGGCAGGAAAUCACAUGUAUUAUUACAUCAUUUCCAUUAGAUCUGUGUAAAAAGGUCUUCAAACAAUAUUAUCGUUUAUCGCAAUAAUUUUUGAGACUAUUAAUAGCUCAGCAAAAUUCGUUAUUGUGACAGGCCUAUUUAGCAGAGUGUAAAUAUUUUGGGUUUCUUGUUGGAACCAGAACCUUCCAUCGGUUCUGCCACGGGUCAGCAACAUUCCUGGGUUUUUCCAGCAGCUGGGAGGUUCUGGCGGUUCCGACGGGUUGCUGGGUUCAACGGAACCAUCCGUGCUUCUGCCAGUGAAUAGCAGCAGAUCAUCAUGACUUUGCAGUUUCAGACAUAUUUCUGUGGGGUGUGGGGGGCGGUUCCAGACCGGCUCUGCGGUCCAACAGAACCACUGGCUUUAUGACUGCAGCAGCAGAAUUAUGUAACCAGGUCUAGUUCUGGCCAAUGGGGCGGGAGGCGGGUCCGGCUCUAAUGAGAACCAGGUUCUGAGUGGAAGUGGUAAGUGGGCCGUCUCACACUCACUUCCCCCUCAUCAGAACCAGAACCAGAGGAGCAGCCCGGGUUCUGGAGGCCUCUGCCUAACUCAGUGCUGAUCGAUGUCUGAUGAUCGUCGGCGUCAGUUUGUCCCGAUCCAACAUGGCCGUCUGCUCUGAUCCUCUCCAGGUUUUCCCAGGAUGCAACAGUCCUUCCCUGGCGUCUCUCAGCAGCGAAGUUCCAGUUCUGGCCUGCGGCGGUUUGGCCAAGCGCUGGUUGGUUCCCGGCUGGAGGAUGGGCUGGAUCCUCAUCCACGACCGGAACCGGAUCUUCGGAUCGGAGAUCCGCCAGGGCCUGGUGAGGCUGAGCCAGCGCAUCCUGGGAGCCUGCACCGUCGUCCAGGGGGCGCUAGAGAGCAUCCUGAACAACACGCCACCCGGCUUCUACAGCAGCACCAUCAGCUGCCUGCAGUCCAACGCAGAGAUCUGCUUCAGCGAACUGAGCGCCGUCCCGGGCCUCAACCCCGUCAUGCCGUCCGGAGCCAUGUACCUGAUGGUUGGGAUUGAAAUGGACCAUUUCCCGGAGUUUCAGAAUGAUGUGGACUUCACGGAGCGCCUGGUGACAGAGCAGUCCGUCUUCUGCCUGCCCGCCUCGGCGUUCGAGUAUCCAGACUUCUUCCGUGUCGUUCUGACGGUUCCAGAGGAGCUGAUGCUGGAGGCCUGCGGCCGGAUCCGCGAUUUCUGCCGGGUCUGGUACCGACCGCCCAGCUGCGACGGCAACGACCUGGACCAGUGACCCGGCUGGUCCUCGUCCACAUUGAGUCCUCUUUGAUGCUGGGAGUUCAGGGACAUCACCUAAUAUUUAUAUUUUAUACAGGCAACAAAUAUUAAAAUAUUAUCCUCCAUUGUUUUUAUAUAUUUAUAAACUGAGUCUGGAUGUGAUCGAUUACUGAUUUAAUGAUCUUUUAAUGAAUUGUUAGUUAUCUAUCAAUGCUAAAAUAGGCGCGGCCUGGCUGGUUCUGAUCCGAUUCUUCAGAUCUUCUGGUUCAGCAUAAGUUGAACUUGCAACUGUUUCCUGUUCAUCAUAAAAAUGAUUUUCAUGUUGCUGUUUGUGGUUGUCUAAUAAAACUCUGUCAUAGCCGC